Messenger RNA from Penicillium cinerascens, 1566 nucleotides. RefSeq names its product sterol esterase. Lineage: Eukaryota; Fungi; Ascomycota; Eurotiomycetes; Eurotiales; Aspergillaceae. Bases 1 to 1566 code for a protein of 521 amino acids. Gene Ontology annotation, biological process: lipid metabolic process. The transcript has 3 exons. The record is from RefSeq and is a predicted model, not a curated record.
AUGGCGCGCGUACCCUUUCUUGGGAGGCUCUUAUGGUUCGAGUAUCUGGCACUCUUCGCGUCCCUAGUUCUUGUCCUACUUGAGACCGUUAUUCAUCUCAUCACUUUCUGUCUACCCACGCCGAUCAUACGAUUCUGCUAUGAACAAUCCAAGGCACUUUUCAACAAGAUCCUCCCACUCGAGGCGCAGGUCAAGAAAGACAAGCGCACUAAAGAAGAAGUCUUGGCUGGAUCUAUAGCUGAAGCCUCGGAUUUUGUUGACAUGUGCGCUCUCUUUGGCUACGAAGCGGAGGAGCACAUCGUACAAACCGCCGAUGGAUACCUACUUGGCCUGCACCGUUUGGCAUAUCGGAAGGGCGAAGAGAAAACACGCGUCAAUCACGGCUCCGACAGUAUCCGCAAGAAGGUGGUCUACCUCCACCACGGUCUACUCAUGUCCAGUGAGGUGUGGGUCGCCUUGACAGACGAGCAACGAUGUCUCCCAUUCCAGUUGGUAGAGAAGGGCUACGACGUGUGGCUGGGCAAUAAUCGUGGCAACAAGUACUCCAAGAAGUCUGUCUACUUCUCCCCGGGCUCAAAUGAGUUCUGGGACUUCUCAAUGGACCAGUUCGCCUUUCACGAUAUUCCCAACAGCAUCGAGUAUAUCCUCAACGUGACGGCCCAGCCUUCGCUCUCAUACAUUGGUUUCUCGCAGGGUACUGCACAGGCAUUUGCCACUCUCGCAAUUCACCCUCUGUUAAACCGGAAGGUCGAUGUCUUCGUCGCACUGGCGCCUGCAAUGGCCCCCUCAGGCCUUCGGAACCGCAUUGUCGACUCCCUCAUGAAAGCUUCGCCAGAUUUCCUCUUCCUGCUAUUCGGUCGACGAAGCAUCCUCUCGUCGACAACAAUGUGGCAAACAAUCGUAUACCCACCAAUUUUCGUCCGCAUUAUCGACACGAUGCUCUCCAUGUUAUUCAACUGGAAGUGCCGCAACAUCACUCGGACACAAAAGCUCGCCGCCUACAUGCACCUGUAUUCAUUCACGAGCACCAAAUCCGUCGUGCAUUGGUUCCAGAUUAUCCGCAACAAGAAUUUCCAAUUCUUUGACGACGAAAUCCAUGCCCCGUUCAGCGUCGUCGCUAGUGAGCGCUUCUACAAGCCCGUCAAAUACCCAACCCGCAACAUCAAGACCCCCGUCGUGCUUCUAUACGGCGACAGCGACAGCCUCGUCGACAUCAACGUCUUGUUGCAACGCCUACCCCGCGGAACCGUUGCCAAACCAAUUGCCACAUACGAGCACCUUGACUUCCUGUGGGCGUCAGACGUCCACCGCCAGGUAUUCGGUCAUGUCUUCGAUGCGCUGGAAACUCACAGCGCAAACGGUGCAGUCCCUCCUGAGGAUGAUCCUGUAGAUAACAAACUGGAUGGGAAGUAUCUUCUUGACGGGCGUGCUUCUAAUACAUCGGCGCUGCGGUCGCAUCAUUUCCUGCCGACUAAAGGGGGUUUAUGGGAUGUCUUGAUCAUUAGGAAACUCUUCCCAUUGUAUAUAACUCUCGUUUUUGUCGUUCAUACCCCACACCGUACAUGA